AUGCUGGAGAUGAACAACGCAGUCAAUGUGUGUGCCAAGGCAACAACCGGAGCUGACUUCGUCUUGGUCCCAACAAUCGAUUUGUGGCAACAGGAGACGGUACAAAAUGCAUUCCACGCAAUGCUCGGUGACAAUCAGUUCGGACCUGUAAGGGAUUUCGAUAGAUUCGACAACCAAGACAACAACCGCUGGUUCCGUGAAGAGAUCCCACGGUACAGAAACGGGAACGAGGAAGAGGAAAUGGAGGACGAAGAACGCACCGCGCAGCUCUUCGAAGAAGACAUGUGGUUUGGUGUCUUAAGAUCCCAGGACCUCGAUCUAGCUCUCUACUCCCCCGUGCCACGAUCCAUGCCAACACUCGCUAUACACACCCAGUGGAUGCUCAGCUUCUUGACUCAGAAGAAUCAGCCAGUCAUCGAGAGAGACAACUUCGCGAUGAUUCAAUACUACCCUAUAGUCAGAGCUGCCAUGCAGGUAAUGGUGGAAGUCCGGCAGAACCCAGUCAACACAGUCGAAGUCACACUUUACGAUUGUCCGGACGAAAUGGCCGCAGCAGGAGCUUACGGACAUCGGUUGGUAAUGCCCACAUUAGAGCUGUUCGCCAAGUUUCCAGCACGACGCUGGAGAGUAUGGCUUCAGUAUACUUGGGAGCAACUCAUGACACAACUGGAAGAGGAAACGGAGGAUUGCGGAUGUCAGACAACCAACUUCCAGGAGAUUCAUCAAGAGCCAUAG
This is a messenger RNA of Caenorhabditis remanei, 735 nucleotides long. RefSeq lists its product as uncharacterized. NCBI's taxonomy places the organism in Eukaryota, Metazoa, Nematoda, Chromadorea, Rhabditida, Rhabditidae. The record is from RefSeq and is a predicted model, not a curated record. The transcript has a single exon. Bases 1 to 735 code for a protein of 244 amino acids.